GGUCGCCACUGCAUGCACACAGGCUUUGUUUGCUGAAAUAAAUAGGCUAGAUGAAUAAAAUUGUAGCCAAAAUUCUAUCACUAAAAAAUAUAAUCAGAGGUUUCGGGUAUGAAAUAUACUAUAGGCCUAUCAUGAUAGUCUUCGUAAAACAAUCGGCCUAUUCUUUUGGUUGUGCGUCUUUACGCGUUUACGCUGUAGCCAUUACAUGCCUACGAGGCUACUGAGGAAAGGAUGCAGCAUUCUUACUCACACAUCCAUCCCCGACAAAUGAGGAAACGAUCAAAUCCCAAAAGGGUUUGUCUAUAAAGAGCGCAGAACUAGUCUACACACUGGAGAUGGGGUCUGGACAUAGGAUCGAACGCUCGUUCCUCGUCUCGUGCGCAAAUGGAGAGAUUAUAAUAGAAUUUGGCAACAUGGACAUGGCAUUUACUUUGUCUCUCUAAAACGAUUUUGAAAGCACAGAGCUGUAUGAAGAGGAGGGAGGACCAUGUCUGAGAAGAAAUCCCGGAGUUCUGACACCCGUCCCAAAUGUGGCAUCCGCAGCUGGAGUGCCGACAGCUACGUGUGGAGCAGCAAGAAACGUUCCCGGAACAACCCGGGCCUUCGGGGUCCGGAGGGGGAGGGGCCGAUGGAUGAGCAGGGGGUGCGUUCCACCUCAUGUCCACGGCGACGGCGAGAGAGGAAGUGUAGCUGCACCGUCUUGGGGGAAAUCGACACGGACGUCCCCUGUCGAAAAGGCCUUUCUCGACGCUCCCUCCGGCAGAAGUUCCAGGAUGCGGUGGGCCAGUGUUUCCCUCUCCGCAACGGCCACCACCACCAUCACCACCACCACGGCCACCCAACAGGCGCCUCCAGGGGGGCAUUCUCUGUGCUACUCUGGUCCAAGCGCAAGAUCCACGUCUCGGAGCUCAUGCAGGACAAGUGUCCCUUCUCACCCAAGUCGGAGCUGGCCCACUGCUGGCACCUCAUCAAGAAGCACGCCACCCACCCCAGCACCAUCGUGGGCCUAGAGGUUGCUCAGGCUUCCCAGGCUGCCAGCAAAGAACAAUUCCCAUCUACGUCCUCGUCCCUGCCUUCGACACCUCUUUCCUGGGAGGGCAUCAGCUCGAGUAGGCCCCUGAGCCUUGAGGACUGGGACCCGUCCUGUCCACAAGGUGGCGCAGCCCAUGGUGGCAGCCAUACCGAAUACAUCCUGGUCCCGGACCUCCUCCAGAUCAACAACAGCCCGUGCUACUGGGGCGUGCUUGACCGCUUUGAGGCCGAGGAGCUCCUGGAGGGCCAGCCAGAGGGCACCUUCCUCCUCCGCGACUCUGCCCAGGACGAAUUCCUAUUCUCAGUCAGCUUCCGCCGCUACAGCCGCUCCCUCCAUGCGCGCAUCGAGCAGAACGGCAAGCGCUUCAGCUUCGACGGACGCGACCCGUGCAUGUACCAGGACCCGAGUGUCACGGGCCUGCUCCGGCACUACAGCGACCCGGCCACAUGCCUUUUCUUCGAGCCCCUCCUGUCUCUCCCCCUGCCGCGGACUUUCCCCUUCACCCUGCAGCACCUGUGCCGCGCGGUGAUCUGUAGCUGCACUACAUAUCAGGGCAUUGAGAUCCUUCCACUGCCCUAUCAGCUCAAGGACUAUCUUAGACAGUACCACUACAAGUGCAAUGGGGCUUGUGCAGUAUAGAACAAUUAUAAUUACUGACUAUCGUUAUUGUCCCAUGGUUUACUACUCUUCCAUAUUCACCAUUUUUUAUCCGUUUUCAGAGACUUGUGAAGAGCCUGACUGCAAUAUGGGUGCUUUGUAUACUUUUUUAUGUCUUUGUAUGAAAGUUUAAUCGGACACACAAGAGACUUGAAUGAUGUGCCCGUUAUGAGCUGUCAAGGUUUUGGCUGGACAAACUGGAAACAGGGGCCAAUAAAGGAUUCUGUAUGAUACUGUAGUUACGGGGAAAAGAGAGUGAGUGAGAGAGAGAGAGAGAGAAAGAGACCCACUGGGCACAGAUGUCCAUUUUUCAGCAAUUCCA
Messenger RNA from Coregonus clupeaformis (lake whitefish), 2012 nucleotides. It is a transcript of the gene socs4, whose product is annotated as suppressor of cytokine signaling 4. The record is from RefSeq and is a predicted model, not a curated record. Gene Ontology annotation, molecular function: 1-phosphatidylinositol-3-kinase regulator activity. Lineage: Eukaryota; Metazoa; Chordata; Actinopteri; Salmoniformes; Salmonidae. Bases 488 to 1672 code for a protein of 394 amino acids. Gene Ontology annotation, biological process: phosphatidylinositol phosphate biosynthetic process; intracellular signal transduction. The transcript has 2 exons. Gene Ontology annotation, cellular component: phosphatidylinositol 3-kinase complex.